This is a messenger RNA of Somion occarium, 3359 nucleotides long. Lineage: Eukaryota; Fungi; Basidiomycota; Agaricomycetes; Polyporales; Cerrenaceae. The record is from the annotation of a GenBank genome assembly.
GACUCUGAUUCAUGAGUUACGUGGAAUUGUGAACUCGCUUCAUCUGCGACUGUGAUCUGGUAUUUGCUUGCCAUAUCUUCUAGCUAAUACUGGUCUGGUCGCGUAUGCCAGGAUGCGAGCCUUAAGCUCCUUGUUACUGCUGGUGGCCCUACCAGUAGCUCUCUCGGUCAAAACCCAAGACUUCAAGACAUGUUCCCAAGCUAGCUUCUGUCGACGAGGUCGCGCACUAGCUUCUCGUGCUCAAGAGAAUGUAUCAUCCUGGAAGUCUCCAUACAGCGUGGAUGCUGACUCGCUAGCAAUCUCAUCCGACCAAGCAUUAUUCACAGCUAGAGUGAAGUCAUCAUUAUACCCUGACAUCAAGUUCGGUUUAGACGUUCGGGUACACGAUGAUGGUGUCGUCCGCGUUAGACUAGACGAAAUAGAUGGCCUGCGGAAACGUUAUGACGAGGCUGCUUCAUGGGCUUUAGUAGCUGAACCAAAGAUCAGCCAGGACAUCAAGUGGACAGUUGGCAAGAACGAGGUUCGCGCUACUCAUGGGAAGAAGAAGGACGUGGAGGUCAUCGUCGCGUUCGAACCGCUCAAAGUCACUUUGUUACGCGGAGGCAAGGAACAGGUGGUGCUCAAUGGUCGUGGAUUGUUGCAUAUGGAGCAUUUCAGAACGAAAUUAGCUGCCCAGCCCUCUGACAUACCUGAGGAAGCUCUGGAUGCUGAAGAUGCUCAGACUGUGCUCAGUGCAAACAACCCUAGAUCGUGGUUCGAGGGUGACUCUGAAGAUGGCUACUGGGAUGAGCAGUGGUUAUCGUGGACGGACAGUAAGCCCAAAGGUCCCGAGUCACUGUCUCUUGAUAUCACCUUCCCGAACCAUGGACAUGUAUAUGGUAUACCCCAACAUGCUACGAGUCUCUCGCUGCGCACCACCACUGGCGAAUCACCAUACUACACAGAUCCUUACCGUCUAUACAACGCCGAUACCUUUGAAUAUCUUGCGGACUCUACUAUGUCACUCUACGGUUCUAUCCCACUCAUGCACGCUCAUUCGGCCGACUCUACUGUCGCCGUCUUCAACGCUGUCGGUUCCGAGACCUGGAUCGACAUUGCUCACCCGACGCCUAAAUCUACUGAAACGCAGUGGAUCUCCGAGUCGGGUAUUCUUGAUGUCUUUAUCAUUCCUGGACCCACACCUGAAGCCGUCUUCGAGCAGUAUGCACGACUUACAGGCGCCCAAGCUCUUCCGGCAGAUUGGUCCCUUGGGUAUCAUCAAUGUCGAUGGAACUAUGUGAACUCGGAUGAUGUGAGGCAGGUACAGGCGAAGUUCGAUGAGGAAGAUAUCCCUGUGGAUGUCUUCUGGUUGGAUAUCGAGUAUGCCGAGGAACAUAAGUAUUUCAUUUGGGACAAGAAGAACUUCCCUGACCCCCUUGAUAUGGUCAACGAUGUGUCCGCUAAUGCUCGCAAGAUGGUGGUCAUCAUUGAUCCUCAUUUGAAACGAACGUCGUCAUAUCCUGUCUACCAAGAAGCUGUCGACAACGGUGUUCUCGUAAAGACCAAAGAUGGGAACGAGUACGAGGGUUGGUGCUGGAGCGGUAGCAGCGCUUGGGUGGACUUCUUUAACCCAACAAGCUGGGACUGGUGGAAGGGAUUGUUCAAGACUUAUCCUAUUGAGGGUAAGUUCACGUGGGUGGACAGCACCGAAGACGUGCACAUAUGGAAUGACAUGAACGAGCCUGCCAUCUUCAACGGUCCUGAGAUCAGUAUGCCAAGAGAUAACAUUCACCAUGGUGGAUGGGAACAUCGUGAUGUCCAUAACAUUAAUGGAAUGCUCUUUUCCAACCUUACUUCACAAGCCGUCAUGGCACGUUCUGACCCGCCGAAACGGCCUUUCGUUCUCACCCGUUCAUUCUAUGCAGGUUCACAACGCUUCGGUGCGAUGUGGACAGGCGAUAACCUCGGUAGUUGGGAACACAUGGCCGUUGGCAUCAAGAUGGUCCUAGCGAACAGUCUCUCUGGGUUCGCGUUCAGUGGCUCUGAUGUCGGCGGAUUCUUCGGCAACCCCGAACCCGAAAUGCUCGUUCGAUGGUACCAAGUUGGCGCUUUCUCGCCAUUUUUCCGUGCCCAUGCGCACAUCGAUACCAAGAGGCGUGAACCUUACUUGCUUGACGAACCUUACAAGAGCAUCGUCAAGGAUAUCCUUCGCCUGAGGUAUUCGAUGUUACCGAUUUGGUAUACUACGUUCCGGGAGGCCAGUGUUAGAGGUAUUCCUGUUGUAAGGCCACAUUACGUUGUCAUCCCCCACGAUGAGAAGGGUUUCGCUAUUGACGACCAAUUCUGGGUUGGAGGUUCUGGCCUGUUGGUCAAGCCUGUUACGGAGAAGGGUGUCACCGAAACUACCGUGUACCUCCCAGCUGAAGACCAGGUCUACUACGACUACUUUACCCAUCAGGCCUACCGCUCGGCUCCAAAGGGCAAGAAUAUCACAGUCCCAGCAGCUCUACACCAAGUACCCCUCUUCAUUCGUGGCGGCUCUAUUCUUCCCACCCGUGAACGCCCAAGACGUUCCUCACCUCUCAUGAAGAAGGACCCCUUCACUCUCCGAGUUGCUUUGGACAAGUCUGGCAACGCUCGUGGUGAGCUCUACCUAGACGAUGGUGUCACAUACAACCACCGGGAAGGCCAGAUCGUCUGGCGCGAGUUCAAAGCAAGCAAGGCUGGAAAGGGCAUCAAGCUCUCCAGCCACGAUCUUGUGAGAGCUAAACCUACUGAUGCCGUCGAUGGUGUGGCUCUGGCUUCGUACAACCCCACCAACGACUUUGCUAAGAGCAUUGCUGGCGUGCGAGUGGAGAAGGUUGUCGUUCUCGGGCUCGAGAAGAAGCCGACAAGCGUAAAGGUUGCUGGUGGCAAGGAGGUGACCUUCGAGUUCAUACCCGGAGUUGCUGCUUCUGGUAAAAAGGAAGGCGUUUCGAGUGUGCUCAUCAUCAAAGACCCGGCGGUGAGCGUUGUGACUGAUUGGGAGAUUGUUGUUUCAUAGAGUGAUCUCUCGGAUCAGAAAUAUUUAUGUAGAUUCCGGAAAUGCAUUUGUACUCUUGUUUUCGCAUGCCCUUCGGCUUUGUUCUCGUUCUUGCAUCUGACCCAUUUUAGAUUCUUAGUCCAAAACAAAUUCACUGAUGAAAUUGGCUCGUUUUCCGUUCCUACCGGAGUUGGCAAAUGACGUCAUAUAUCUAUUGCCCCAUCCAACUCCAUAGCCCGCCCUCUUACUUACCAACAUGCAGUAUAUAUACCAGAGACAAUAAUCUUACGCCGUUAUACCUCAACAACCGCUCCUACGACAUUUCAAUCAUGACUUCGACGUUUCCGCCCCUCAUCCA